AUGGCAGAAACAUUUAUCUUGUAUGUUUUCACAGAUUCAGGCCAUCCCUCUGAACUGAGGAUUGUUCUGGUGGGGAAGACUGGAUCAGGGAAGAGUGCAACAGGAAACACCAUCCUGGGGAGAAAGUCGUUUAGAGAAGCCUUCACCGCUGAGUCUGUCACUGAUCACUGUGAGAAACAGAGUGGAGUGGUGGAUGGGAGGAAGACUGAUGUCAUCGACACCCCGGGGCUCUAUGACACAAAACUGUCUAAAGAAGAGAUGGAAAGUGAAAUAGAAAAGGCCAUCAACAUGUCAGUCCCAGGACCCCACGCCUUCCUGCUGGUGAUCAGACUGGGGAGGUUCACAGAGGAGGAGAGGAACACUGUGAAGUGGAUCCAGGAGAACUUUGGAGAAGAAGCAUCAAAGUACACCAUCAUUCUGUUCACCGGUGGAGACCAGCUGGAGGACAUAUCAGUGGAGGACUUUGUGAAUGAGAGUGAGGAGCUUAUGAAACUCGUCAAGGUCU
Messenger RNA from Salvelinus sp. IW2-2015, 505 nucleotides. Its product is annotated as GTPase IMAP family member 7-like. The annotation marks the transcript as partial. The record is from RefSeq and is a predicted model, not a curated record. Lineage: Eukaryota; Metazoa; Chordata; Actinopteri; Salmoniformes; Salmonidae. Gene Ontology annotation, molecular function: GTP binding. The transcript has a single exon.